Lecanosticta acicola is the source of this 1147-nucleotide messenger RNA. Lineage: Eukaryota; Fungi; Ascomycota; Dothideomycetes; Mycosphaerellales; Mycosphaerellaceae. The record is from the annotation of a GenBank genome assembly.
AUGCCUCCUCCUCUCAAUCCGCUCCCGGUAUUGCGAACAUGCGUGCUGCGACCACGCGCGAUGGCUCUGCGGCCGAGCAACGCCGUCAUUGGCGUCAAGCGACACUUCGCAAACCAGAAGGACUCACUCCCCCAGUCGGAAGACAAGUCUGGCCCCAAUAUGCACCAAGCUGAGCAUGUGAGCGAAGAGGCUGCGAAGAUGGCGAAGAUUCAGGGUGGCGAAGGACCUGACGUGGAGGGCCAGGGAACACCAGUGCAAGAUGUGCGAAACACACUGGCGAGGAAAGGGAUGCGAAUGCUGACACGGGGAACAGAUCAUGAGAAACGAGACGGACACUCUCAAGAAUGCGCCGAAAGUGAUGCAGAAGGAUGCGAAAAGGGGGGAUACCACAACUGCUUCCACCACACCUGGAGGCACACGCUCGUUCUCAACAUGGGCACGACGACAGCAAGACCUCUCCCUCAACCCAGAACAAACCGGCUCGCUGGACCCGUCAAUGCUGCCCACUGCUGAGCAACAGGCGCAGUACGCCGCCGAAUUGGACGCUUCAUCGAACGUGCCAGUGGAGAACCCGGGGCACAAAUACCCGCUUCCCACUCUGCCGCUGCCCGGUAACCUACGAAAGGACAAACGCUACGAUGCCAUUGUUGACCAGGUCACCAACCUGAUGAUGAUCGACGGCAAGAAGAGUGUUGCGCAGCGUAAUAUGGCUGUGAUUCUCAACGUCUUGCGGACUUCCUCUCCUCCGACUUAUGAUCCUAGGCGGCCUCUACUACCCGGCGCGCCGCCAGCGUCUCACCUCCCGCUGAAUCCAAUUCUCUAUCUCACACUGGCAAUCGAUAGCGUGGCUCCUUUGCUUCGAAUUCGUGCGCAAAAAGGAGCAGCAGGUGGUGGUGUAGCUUUGCAGAUCCCUGUGCCGUUGGGUCUGAGACAAAGAAGACGGCAGGCUUUUGUCUGGAUUCUUGAUAGUGCCUUAAAGAGGAAGAGCAGAGGUAGUGGGAGGGACAUGUUCGCGCAAAAGAUUGCCGAGGAGCUUAUUGCUGUAGUGGAAGGGCGGAGCUCUGUGUGGGAGAAGAGGACGGGCGUCCACAAGCUGGCAACCACGGCGAGAGCAAAUCUGAACUAUGGAAGUCGACGCAAAAGAUAA